This is a messenger RNA of Chaetura pelagica (chimney swift), 1143 nucleotides long. RefSeq names its product prolyl 4-hydroxylase, transmembrane (endoplasmic reticulum) (gene P4HTM). Gene Ontology annotation, cellular component: endoplasmic reticulum. Gene Ontology annotation, molecular function: L-ascorbic acid binding; calcium ion binding; iron ion binding. The record is from RefSeq and is a predicted model, not a curated record. Gene Ontology annotation, biological process: peptidyl-proline hydroxylation to 4-hydroxy-L-proline. Lineage: Eukaryota; Metazoa; Chordata; Aves; Apodiformes; Apodidae. Bases 1 to 1086 code for a protein of 361 amino acids. The transcript has 8 exons.
AUGGGAAUGAAAAUUCCUGACUUCCUGUCAGAGGAGGAGUGCAAGCUCAUUGUCCAUUUGGCACAGCUGAAGGGGCUGCAGAAGAGCCAGAUCCUGCCAACAGAUGACUAUGAGGAAGCCAUGGAAAUGAUAGAAAUCAGCCAGAUGGACAUUUUCAAUCUGCUGGACCACAAUCAGGAUGGGCAGCUGCAGCUCAAAGAGGUGUUGACCCACACCCGGCUUGGGAACGGCAGGUGGAUGACCCCGGAAAACAUCCGGGAGAUGUACAGCGCAGUCAAGGCUGAUCCUGAUGGGAAUGGUGUGCUGAGUUUGGAGGAGUUCAAACAACUGAACAUCCGUGAUUUCCACAAGUACAUGGGAAGCCAGAAAGUGAAGAUGAGCGACCUGGUGCGCAACAGCCAGCACACCUGGCUGUACCAGGGCGAGGGGGCUCACCAGGUGAUGAGAGCAGUACGGCAAAGGGUAAUGCGCCUGACUCGGCUGCCCCCCGAGAUCGUGGAGCACAGCGAGCCCCUGCAGGUGGUGCGCUAUGACCAGGGAGGGCACUACCAUGCCCACAUGGACAGCGGGCCCGUCUUCCCCGAGACCGCCUGCAGCCACACCAAGCUGGUUGCCAACGACAGCGCCCCCUUCGAGACCUCCUGCCGGUAUGUGACAGUGCUGUUCUACCUGAACAACGUGACUGGGGGAGGAGAAACAGUCUUUCCUAUAGCUGAUAACAGGACGUACGAAGAGAUGUCUUUGAUCCAGAACGACGUUGACCUGCGAGACACUCGGAAGAACUGUGAUAAGGGCAAUUUGCGAGUGAAGCCUCAGCAAGGCACUGCUGUCUUCUGGUACAACUACCUUUCCGAUGGAGAAGGCUGGGUGGGGGAGCUGGACGAUUUCGCCCUGCACGGGGGCUGCCUGGUCACCCAAGGCACCAAGUGGAUCGCCAACAACUGGAUCAACGUGGAUCCCAACCGCCUGCGGCAGCUGCAGUUCCAGCAGAUGAUGGAGCGCUACGCGGGGGCGGGGGCCGGGCCUGGAGCCCCGGGCGAGUGGACCGUGGAUAAAGCCUAUAGCGGGGUGCACCUGGAGCUGUAGGGGCGGUGCACACAUCGCACGUGGCCUUUUCCCGCGCUGGGCGGGGGGCGGGGCCGC